AUGGAAAAGAGUUCAAAAUUAUACCUUCUACAAGAAUAUAUGAAGGAAUAUAAUAGAGCUACUACCGUUCCCCAUGAUAGUAAAAAUAAAGAUAACGACAAAUAUUUAUCUUUAUAUAACGACAUAAAUAAUGAAGAUCAGUAUAUAUUGAAUCCUGCGAUAAUUGAAUAUAAAAAUAUAAAUGAAAUGAAGAACUCUGUAGAUAUGAAUAAUUACUUAUCAACCAAGAAUUUGUUGAAUGAAACCUCAAAGUUCGAUGAUAAUAAGGAAGAAAUAUAUUUAAGAAAUGGCUCAUUAGAUAUGGAACAUAUUAAAUAUGGAAAUAUUCAAGAUAUAAAUAUCCAAGAUGUAGAUAUUGAAGAUGGAUAUAUUAAAGAUUUAUAUAUCUCCAAUGAACAAUUUGAAAAUAAAUCUUAUCCUAAUGAUAUAUCUAGAAAAGUAUUGAUUAAAGAAAGUAAGAAAGAUAUAACACAAGAUUAUAAUUUAAAGGACAUUAAAGAAACAGAAAAGAAUAGAACUAUGAAUAAAUCAUCAUCAUACAAACAAUAUAAUAUGAAUAAUUGUACUAGAAAAAAUAGUUCAUUUAAUUAUAAUGUAACGGAUAACAUAUGUCACGGAAAUGAAAAAUAUAAAAUGUCUGAUAAUAAACAGAUUUGUGAAAUUAUCAAAAAAAAAGAACAAUUAAUUAUAGAUGAAAUAUGCACCAUGGUAAAAAAUGCAAAUAAAAAAAUUAAAAAUCAAGUAGAGGAAUACAAAAACAAAAACGUAUCUGUUAUAAACCGUAAGGACAAUACAAUACAAAAUAGUGAUAUUAAUAAUACACAAAAUAUUUUACAUAGAAAUGAAGAUAUAGAAGAAUAUAAAUUAAAUGAAAACGAUAUACAUAAUACAGUGAAAAUAACAAAAGAGGUAUAUAGUAGUAAUAGCUUCUCAUCUAAUUCUGAUACUACACUGAGUUAUGAAAGUGUUAAUAAUAAAAAAAAUAAGGAAGAAAUAAGGAAUCAUUCUAAUAAUGUUGAAGGGUUAAGAGAUUUAACAAAAGAAGGUACAUUAAUUUAUAAGAGUGAAAAAGAAUAUACAAAAAACGAUAUAAUAAAAAAUAUGAAUUAUUUAAAUAUGGAAUGUAAAUUAAAUCCUUUAAAUAAUAAUGAUGAUACAAGCGAUAUAAAUACAAACAACAACUCUAAAUAUUUAUAUCCAGAAAAUAAUUCACAUAAGUUGGAUAUUUUCAACAACUCUAUGCAUAUAAGAAAUAUUAUUAAUAAUAAUAAUCUCGAAGAUUUCAAAAAUAUUGAUACACUAAACAAUCCAAGAAUUUUUAAUUAUAAAAAAAAUGUAAAUAAAAAUGGUAUAAAUCAUACAAAAAAUGAUGUUUGUAAUAAUAUACAAACAAUACAUUUGAGUAAUAUUGAGGAAACUCAAUGUGAUGAAUCAUUUAUGGAUAUUGUUGAAAAAAGGAAAAAUACAUAUGACUUAUCAGAUACAUAUAAAAAGGACCAAAUAAAAGACAAGGAGCUACAAAUAGGAUGCUUUUUAAAAGAGGAAAAUAAUAAUAAUAAAACAGAUAUUCUAAAAAAUCCAUUAAAAGAAGAAAUUAGACAUUUGAAAUUAAAAUCUAAAAACAGUAUUGUAAAAGAACAAACUUGUAUUAAUGAUAUAUCAAACCAAAUAGAAGAACAUUUUUAUUCUACUUAUAUAAGUAAGGAUGCUUUAAUAGGAGCUCCUACAAAUGAUGAAAAAUAUAAUAACAAUAAUAAUAAUUAUUAUUAUUAUAAUAUACCGAAAAAUUUAGAGAGAACAAAAGAAACAAUAGAAACUUGUAAUAAAUAUUGUAAUGAAGAUAUACAAGAGAGACAUAUUAAUAAAAGUUUAGAUGAAAACAAUAAACAAUCUUUGAGUGCUAAAGAACAAAUAAAUAAAGAAAAUAUUCCCAUGCCAUACAAGAAUGAACAACUUAUAUCUAAUAUAAAAAAUAUUGAAAUACCUCAUUGUGAGGAAAACUCAAUAGAUGAAAAAAAAUAUUUUAAUGUAAAUGAAAAAGAUUUUUUCGAAAAUUUUAAGGAACAUAUAGAAAAUGAUUACUUUGAUUAUAGUAUAAUGGAGGAAAAUAGAAAGUGUAAUAUUGACACAAAUUUUUAUUAUGAUAAUAAAUUCAUCGAUAAAAAUAAAAUAGUAACCCACGAAUUUGGUAGUGAUAAGGAAAAAUAUAUUGAACAAAAUGAACCUUCAAUAUAUAAUAAAUCAUCAAAUAUUAUUAAAAAUAAUGAUUACAAUGAAAAGGUUAAAUAUAUGAUGUCUUCAAUAAACGCCAGCUGUAAGUCAUUAAAGAGAACCUCUUUAUAUAAUGAAAAGAAAAAUGAAAAAAUAGAACCUUCUUUAUUAUUAAACUUGACAGAAACAAAUACGCUUGAAAAUAAAUUAAAUGAUUCUUUUGAAUCACAAGUUGUCGAAAAGGUAGGUAAAGAUGUAAAAUUGGAAAACAAGGUUAGCUCGAAUUAUAAACAAAAUAAAAAUAACAGCAAUGAUAAUAAUAACAACAAUAAUCAUAAUAAUAAAAAGAAAAAAUAUGCAAAUAUAUGUACAAACAUAUAUAAUAAUUAUGAUCAGAAAGGAUACAAGGAAAAUAUUAAUAUAAAAUUGACAUCAUUAAAUCAUAAAAAACGCUCAAAUACGCCAUCUAUUAUGAUAGCUGAUGUCUUAAAAAUUAUUGAUAAAAAUUCAGAAGAAAAUUAUAAAGAAAGAAAAAAAUUCGUAAGCCCAUAUAAUAAUAAGAAUACAGAUGAUGAAAAUAAUUGUUCUUAUAACAAUAUAAAGUUUGGUAAUAUAAAAAAUGAGAAAAGUAACAAAAUAGGAUAUCCAAAAAAUAGUAACCGUAAGGUUGUUAAUAUAAAAUCUCAUUAUAUAUCUAAGUAUAAUAAUAUGUUCUUAUAUAUGGAUACAGAUAAAAACAAAAAAAAAAAUGAGGAAAACAAAACGUAUAAAAAAAUAAAUGUUCCAUGUCAUAAGAAGAUUUAUGAAUGUGAAAAGAGAGAUCAUUCUAAAGAAAUUAUAAAAAGUAAUUGUAAAAAAGAUGAUAAAAAAAAACAAUGUUCUUUUAAUGGAAAUAAUAAAAAAGAGAAAUUGUUCGAACAAAAGUUACCAAAUUUUGGAGGACAAGAAAUACCAAUAUGGGGAGGAAUUGAAGUACCAAAUUGGGAAGAAGAAUAUAAGCCACUUGGGGAAAAAAUAAGAGAACCAUAUGUAGAAGAGAAAAAAGAAGAAAGAAUUAGAAAUAAAAUAUUUAAUGUAAAUUCAAAUAUGAACAAGAUUCAUUAUCCAUCUCCAAACAAAUUAAAAAAAAUGAAUUCUAUACAUAAUACACAAGAAACAGAAAAAUUAAGAAAAUUAAAAAACAAUAAUGGAAAUAAAUGUACUUAUGAAAAGGGUGAGGAAAAGAAUAAAAACUUUUGUUCUCAAUCAAGAAAUAAUUCAUUAACCAGUUUUAGAAAUAAAAAUGACAAAAAUAUAAAAAAGAAUGUUUUGACAAAAAAAGAUAGUAUAUUAAAUCAAGACAAAAUAAAUGAUUGCAAAGAUGAUAUAAAAAAAAUGGAGAAGAAGAAAAUAUAUAUGAACUCUCAAAUGAAUCAAAAAAAAAUUGAGAGUGAUAAGAAAAAAAAGAAUAAAUUUGAAAAGUAUGGAAAAUAUGGAAAGAAUGAAAAAUAUAGAGGAAAGUAUCAUAAAUAUCCACUUGAUAUUGAAGCAUCUUAUAGAUGUAAAAAUCUUUAUCUAAAAAUUAAUGUAGAUACUAAUAAUGAACAAAUAUUAAAAUAUAUUCCAAAUAAAAUAUCAAAAAGAAAUAUGGAAUUUAAAUUAAUUAUAACCAAAUUUAUUGAUGGAUUUAUAAAAUGUACUGAAUCAAAGAUUUAUAAAUCAUCAAAUAUAAUUUUACAAAAUAUUGAAACAGAUAUCUCUUACAAUAUUACAAUUCAUGCAUAUAAUACUGUUGUACCUUCUUUAUGGUUAUAUGCUUCAAUAUCUUUUUAUUUGACAAAAUUCCAUUUGGAGAAUUUUAAAUUAAAAACUCCUUGUCAUUUUACACUAGCCCAAAAUACAGAUUUCUUAAAUUCCAUAACAAAUAAUGAUAAUGAAAAAAAAAUUGUGCCUUUAAAAAAUGAAAAAAAUAUAACACAAAAAAUAAUUUUCCAUAAUAUCAAUGAGAAAAAAAAGAUGAAAAAUAAUGAGUUAACAAAUAAUUGUACAAAUAUGUUGAAGGAUAUUGAGGAACAUGAUAAUCAGCAUUUUUAUAAAAAUAAUUCAACAUGUUCUGAUGAAGAUAAUUCUGAUGAAAGUAUUGUGCCUAUAAAAAAUUUACAUAUUCAAAAUAAUUUAGAAUUUAAAGGUAUCAAAAACCAAAAAAAUGGUAAUAUAAAUAUAAGUACUAGAAAUAAUGUCACUCUUAAUAAUAAUAUUAAUAAUUUGAAUAAUAAAUAUAAUAAUACAAUAGAUGGGAAGACAGAAAUGAAUUCUCAAAUACAUAAUACAAUACAUGAGGAUGAAGAAAUAAAAAGCACUUCUAGUUAUGAAGAAUUAUUAUUAAGUUUUCAUGAUCUUAAUAAAAGUGAAAUAAGAAAUAAAUUUACACAAGUUAAAUAUGAAAAUUGUAAUAAUGUUGAUGAAAGAAAAAUAACACCAACAUUCGAAACACCCAGUGGAAUUGAAUAUCCAUCCUUUUGUAAGUAUGAUUAUAAUUCGACAUCAAAUCAAAAGAUAGAAGUAAUAAAUAAAGUAUGUAUGGAAGAAGUAAAAGAUAAAAAAAAAGAAAAUUAUAUAGUAUAUAAAAAAAGGAAGGAUAAUAAAGAAUUGAAAAACACCACAAUAUUGAACCACAAUCCAAGGAAUCUUAAUAAACAAUCUUUCAAAUUUUCAGAGUUUUCUCUUAAGAAAAAAAAUGUAAACCUAAAUACAAAAACGCAAAAAAAUAUAAACAUAAAAAAUGAUAAUAAUAAUAAUAAUAAUAAUAAUGAAAAUAAUGAUAUUAAUGAUAUAGAUAUAUCCAAUAUGUCAUCAAACGAACUCACCAUCAAGGAAAUCACAGAUUCAAAUUCCUUUAUAUUAUCAAGUAGCUGUUUAUCCAAAGAAAAUUUUAAAAAUGAUAAUAAAAAAAAAAACAUAGAAUUAAUAAAAUCUAAUAAAGAUGAUUCCACUGAAAAUUCGCAUCAAUGUGAAGAAAAAAAUAUUAACAAUAUUCAAGAGGGUAAACAAACAUUAAGGGAUAUAUUAUUAAACCAACUUAAAGAAAAGAAUGGAACAUAUGAUGAUGAUGAUAAGGGUUAUAUACAAAAAAAAAUACAUAAAAAUGAUAACAUAAAUGUGAAUUGUAAUAUUAAUAAAUAUGAUAUAGAUAAAAACAAAAAUAUCUCCAUUAAUAAUAAUACCAUUAAUAAUAAUACCAUUAAUAAUAAUACCGUUAAUAAUAAAUAUAUUAAGAAAGAACACAACUCGUUUAUAAAUUAUAAAAAUAACGAAAUGAAGAAUAUAAAAUUAGAUAAAAAAAAAAAAGGUGAUGAAUCUAUAAAAAAUUAUGAAAAAAAUUUACAAGAUAUAUACAUAAAAAAUAAUAACUAUUGUAACAAUUAUAUGAAAAAAUCAAAAGAAGAAACAGACGAAAAUUGUCCUGUAAAAAAAAUUUUACCUUCAAAAGAUAAUACAUCAAAAUUGGAUACUAAUGUUCAUAAUAAUAUGUGUGAUAAUAUAUACAACAUGCUAAAUAAAAAGGAUGAUGGUAAAGAAAAUAAGAGAGAUUCUAUCCCUGAUUAUGUUUCAAUGGCAGAUUCUAUUUUUCAUUUAGAUGAUUGUAAGGAUACCCAAAGUAAUAAUUCACAUAUCCAAGAAUUGCAAGAUGAAUGUGUUGAGAAAAUAGAUAUGAUAGACAAGAAUGAUAUAUAUUAUAGUAGUAGUACAAAUAAGAAAAACGAUGAAAUUAAGAAUAGAAAUGAUUAUUUUAAAAAUCAUAAUAUAUGUAACAGAGGAGUACAAAAUGGUAACAAAAAUUUGUGCGUAAAUAAUAAAGCUAAUGAAUUUAACAAUUUACAUAAAAAGGAAAAUAAUAUUUUAAAUAAGGAUACAAGCGCUAUUAAUAGUAUAGGAAAUAAUCUUUAUAAAAAUAAUAGAUCAGUAAAAAACAUAAAUGAUAUUAUAAUUAAAAGAAGUCAUACUCCUGAAAUUGUAACAAAGGUUUUAAAAAUUGAGGAAACCAUAAACGAUAAUACUCUUAAUGUAGUUCAUAAAAAAGAAACACAUCACAAACAGAAUAAGGGUACGGAUUAUAUAUCAAAUGAGUUUAAGGAAAACAAAAAAGAAGGGAAAUCAAAUUCACUUAAAAGAUACCUAAAUAAAACAUGCGAUAAUUUAAAUGUAACGAGUAGAAUUAAUAUGCUAAAUAAAACUAGUCCAACAAUAAGUUUUCUAAACAAAACUUCUAUGAAUAACAAAAAUGUAGAUAAGGAAGAUAAUUAUAAAAAAUGUAGUGACACUAUAAAAGGUAAAAGUUAUAAUUCAGAAGAUUUAUUAUAUAAAGGUAAUUUUUAUAAAAAUGUAAGACGCGCAUACAAAAUAGAGAAUAAACAACCAUUUGAUAAUAAAAAAAAAGAUAAAAAAGGUUUUAAGGUUGAUGAUAAUAAUAUAAAUAAAAAUAGAGCAUUAAUAUAUGAUAAUAAUAAUAAUAAUGUAUAUACUCAUAAUGUGAACAGUAAGAAUUAUAUUAAUAUCCCCACCACGUCUUUAAAUACAUCUUAUGGAAAUAUAAAUUCCAUAAAUAUUGAUGAGGAAAAUGCAAAGUAUUAUAAUAGUAAUAAUAAGCAGAAUAUUAUGAAUGAUAGUAAGUAUGAUAAACAAAAUUUGCAAUAUAUUAACAGUAAUAAAAAUAAGAAUACAUUACAAUUUGAUGGUAAUUAUAUAAAAAAUGGAUCAAUAAAUCAGUCUGAAGAAAAUUAUAUAAUAAAAAAAAAAAAACAGCCAAAUUAUAUUGGUACAGACAAUGGUGAGAAUAAUAUUAAUAAUAUUACAUCAACAAUAAAAAAUGUUAACAAUUAUUUGGACAAAUUAAAAAAUGUAAAACAUAAUAAUAAUAAUAAUAAUAAUAAUAAUAAUAUAAAGAAUAUUUACUCUGGUAAUACCAUCUUAAAUAAUAACCCUUAUAAUUAUAUGAUAAACAAUAAUAAGCUAAAUUAUAUGCAAAAUCGUAACCCCAUAAAUAUUAUUAAUAAUAAUGAUAAUUCUUAUUGUUAUGUAAAUAAUAAUACUAUGAGUUCUAAUAAUAAUAAUAUAAGUUAUAUAUACCAACAAUAUAAUAAUCCAAUAAAAAAAGAAGAUAAUGUUUAUAAUACAAAUAGUAACAAACAUAUCCCAUAUAUGUUAAAUCGUGCCAAUCCUUUUAUUCAACCUAAUUAUAGUAAUAAAAAAAAUAUAAGGAAUGAUGAUUAUUUUGUGCAGUCCGCACAACCACAUAUUAACACUUAUACAAAUAAUAAUGAAGAAUCCUUUGCCAAUUUGAAUAAUAAUGUAUAUAAUAAGUUUAAUAUGGGUACUUGUCAGGAGGAAAAUAUUGCUUAUAAUAAUUUGUGCCGAGAUCAAAACAAAAUGUAUUUAUUAAACCAAUAUAAUAUGAGAUAUAAUCAAAAUAUUAAUCAGACACAUAACGAAUUAAGUAAUGAAACAAAAAAUAAUAUAAACAAUUUUAUCGAAGAAAAUAAUAUUGAUAAGGAAAAAAAUAUAUUUUACAAUAAACAAAAUGUCAGAUCAAAUAAUGAUUUAAAUAAGAAAGUAUCUACACCUUUAAGUGAUGUACCAAAAAUGAUUGGUGAAGACAAUUCCUAUGUCAUUUAUAAAAUGAAUGAUGAAAAGAAUAAAAAAAAUUAUUUUCACAACAAUAUUAGAAAUAUAAAUAAUCAUAUUAUGAAAAAUGUUGAUAAUAAUAUUCAUAAGAAUCAAUAUAUAUAUAAACCACAUGUUAAUCCAAAAUAUAUAACACCUCAAAUUAGUAAUAUCAAUAUGAAAAAUAAUUUGAAUCAUAUGGUUAAGAGAAUAAAUCAUAUAUAUCCAAAGAAUCAAAAUACUCAUAUUAAUAAUAUUCACAUAAAUAAUAAUAUAAAUAAUAUAAAUAAUAUAAAAAAUGUAAAUUAUUUAAAUGAAGAAACAGAAAGAAAGAAAUUUAUACAAAUGAAUAAGGAAUAUUUAAAAAAUAUCCCUAUGGAUAAAAAUAAAAAUAAAAUAUAUUAUCCUUAUACAAAUGUAACAGAUAUGGGACAACAUUAUGAAAAACAAAUAAAUGCAUCAAAAUUAAUAAAAACAGUUAUAAAUAAAGAUAGUAAAAAUAAUGUAGAACAUAAAGAAUAUCAAUUACCGUUAUCUUAUUAUAAUGUAACACAAAAUGAUACUUCCAAUGAAAAUAAUUUGAGAUGUUUAAACAUUAAUCAAAUAAAACAAAAUAAUCAUUCUUCUUAUGAUGAAAAUAAUAUUAUGUAUUACACAAGUCAAAAAGAGAAUUACAUAAAACAAAAUUACAACAAUUUUCAACAUAUAAAUGAUAUGAAAUCAAUUAAUAUAAAUGAGAAGCCAAUAAAUGUGUAUGCAAAUAAUAACUUACUUUAUAAAAAAAAAAUAGAGAAGGAGAAUGAAAUAAAAAAGAGUUCAAAUAUUAAUAUAGAAGAAAAUAAUAUAUUAGACGAUACAAAUAAUAUUUCCCAUAUGAAUAAUAACGUAUUUCUAAAAAGUGAAAAUUGUAUUAAUAAUAAUAUCAGGAAGUUUUCACCUUCAUUUGGAAACAUAAAUAAUGAAGAUAUUAAAAAUAAUAAUUAUAAGAAAGAAGAAAAGUUACAAAUAUAUACAAAUUCACAAACUUUUCAAUUAAAUAUACAACUUGAUGAAUAUACAUGUAAAGAAAUUGCUUUUACAUAUAGAGAUGUAUUAGAUGAAAAAGUAAUUGCUUUUAUUAAUAAUAAUAAAUUAAAAAAAACCUUUUUAAAUCCUAUUAAGGAAAAGAUGAAAUAUAUGAUGCAAAAUGGUAUAGUGAAAUGGUACAUAAGUAUUACAGAAUUUUUAUAA
Molecule: messenger RNA, 9081 nt
Organism: Plasmodium falciparum 3D7
Lineage: Eukaryota; Apicomplexa; Aconoidasida; Haemosporida; Plasmodiidae
Source: RefSeq, a predicted model, not a curated record